Erythranthe guttata (spotted monkey flower) is the source of this 1075-nucleotide messenger RNA. Its product is annotated as DUF641 family protein (DUF641). Lineage: Eukaryota; Viridiplantae; Streptophyta; Magnoliopsida; Lamiales; Phrymaceae. The record is from RefSeq and is a predicted model, not a curated record. Gene Ontology annotation, biological process: negative gravitropism; response to red or far red light.
UCGGGUCUGAAAGAGGGAAAUUUGGGUUCUGGUUUGGAGGUUUUGUUGACAAUUAGGGUUUUCGAAGCAAUGCUCGGAGAUUCACUUCAUUCACUGCGUUGCUUCGUGAAGUUGUUGAUCGAUUUGAUGCGACGAGCUGGCUGGGAUUUGGAGGAAGCGGCUAAUUCUGUCCAUCCGCAAGUGAAUUACGCGAAAAAGGGCCAUUUUCGGUACGCGUUUUUGUCAUAUAUCUGCUUGGGAAUGUGUCAGAAUUUCGAUAAACCUCAUUUCGGAUUACACGGCAGUGAAGCUAUGUGUAAUGAAAAUGGUACAAUCGAAAACAACAACAAUAGUUAUCUGAGGCAAUUAAUCGAACACGUUGCGAGCAAUCCGAUGGAGAUCCUGAGCAAGAAUCCAAAAUGCGAGUUCUCUCAGUUCUGCGAGAAAAAGUACGAGGAACUCAUUCACCCAACAAUGGAGUCAUCGAUUUUCAGCGGUUUAGAUAGAAAGGAGAAAGUAUUGGAUUCAUGGAAGUCAUUGACCGUGUUUUACGAGUCGUUUGUUCGAAUGGCAAGUUCGAUUUGGCUACUCCACAAGCUGGCAUAUUCGUUCAAUCCAACGGUUGAGAUAUUUCAGGUGGAGAAAGGAGUCGAAUUCUCGAUUGUCUACAUGGAGGAUGUCUUGAGGAAACCUAGUUUCCCACGAAAAACGAGGCCGAGAGUGGGAUUCACAGUUGUGCCUGGAUUCAGAAUCGGCAAGACAAUUAUCCAAUCACAGGUUUAUCUCACCGACUCAGAAACUUACUCAGUAGCGUGAUACGUCGUAAUAUCCGAGUUGUUAAUUACCAUACGUGCUUGCUCUGCUUUUCAAGAUUAAUUAGCCAUAGUUAUGUUCAGUGUGAAUAAUCGAUUAAUUUCGCUCAUAGAUGUUUUUUUUACUUACUUUCUUCGAGUUUCUAUAGGUUCUUGUUAAUACUUGUAAAGACAAGAAAACGCAAUGUAAUGAUUUUUCGUAUUCGGCACAUGUUGUUUUCUUGAGAGGGGUUCGAGGGGUGGGUGAGAUUGACCAAUAAAAGUUCAAACUUUUAUGUAGCUCA